This is a messenger RNA of Phascolarctos cinereus (koala), 1762 nucleotides long. It is a transcript of the gene ZNF830, whose product is annotated as zinc finger protein 830. NCBI's taxonomy places the organism in Eukaryota, Metazoa, Chordata, Mammalia, Diprotodontia, Phascolarctidae. The record is from RefSeq and is a predicted model, not a curated record. Gene Ontology annotation, cellular component: nucleus; spliceosomal complex. Gene Ontology annotation, biological process: nuclear DNA replication; mitotic DNA replication checkpoint signaling; mitotic DNA damage checkpoint signaling. Gene Ontology annotation, molecular function: zinc ion binding; nucleic acid binding.
GAGCCGGAAGGCGGAAGCGAAACUGUGCCUGCUGAGUCUGGUCGCCAAGAUGGCGUCGCCCGCGUCGGCCGGGAAGCGGACGGUGAAGCAGGACGAGCUGCGGCGGCUCAUGAAGUCCGAGAAGCAGCGGCUCAGCGCAAGCCGGAAGCGAGUGGAGUCCCCCUUCGCCAAGUACAACCGCUUGGGGCAGCUGAGCUGCGCGCUGUGCGGCGUCCCCGUGAAGAGCGAGCUGCUGUGGCCCACGCACGUCCUAGGCAAGCAGCACAAGGAGAAGGUGGCGCUGCUGAAGGGGCCCAAGGAGCCCGGGCCGGGCCCCGCGCAGCCUCAGCCGCCGGCCAAGAGAACCGGCCCCGAGCUGGACGACCCGGCCGACGCGAAGAGAGCGCGAGCCGGCGGCUCCCAGGCCGCGGCCCCCGCAGCCCCUGGGCUGCCCGUGGACUUCUUUGACUCGGGCGCGAAGGAGGCCCCCCGAAAAGCGUCGGGGCUCAGUUUGCUCCCGGACUACGGAGACGACGACGACGAGGAAGAGGAGGUGGAGGAAGAAGAAGAGAAAGAAGGAAAGAGCGAGGCCCCGGCCCCCGCUUCCUCGCAGGAGCUUCCCAGCGCUCUGCCCCCCGAUUUCUUCGACCAGGACGCCCCGACGGCCCCCGUCGUCUCCCAUUCGGGGUCCAUCCAGAAGGCCGAGGUGCAAGAGAAGAUGGUGGAGAGGCGGGAGAACACGGCCGAGGCCCUGCCCGAGGGCUUCUUCGAUGACCCCGAGAUCGACGCCAAAGUGCGGAAAGUGGACGCGCCCAAGGACCAGAUGGACAAGGAGUGGGACGAGUUCCAGAAGGCCAUGAGGCAGGUCAACACCAUUUCCGAGGCCAUCGUGGCCGAGGAGGACGAGGAGGGGCGGCUGGACCGGCAGAUCGGUGAGAUCGACGAGCAGAUCGAGUGCUACCGGCGGGUGGAGGUCCUCCGGGACCGCCAGGACGUCCUGAAGGGUAAACUGAAGGAAGUGCUGACUUUGAGGGAAUUGCAGAAAAAGGAGGAGGAGAACCUCGACAGCGACGAUGAGGGGGAGCUGCAAGAUCUGCUGUCUCAGGACUGGAGAGUGAAGGGAGCUCUCUUGUGAGAGGCCAGAGGUGUGGAGAAAGACUGCAGAUGCCACUUCUUUUAGUGGUGGGUGAACGAAGAUAAAAUGAGAAACUACGAGAGAACUCUGGGGGGAAAUGGUUCAAAUUUUUUUUUUGCAUUCAUGUAUUUUGAGAACUUUCUGAAUACCAAAACUCGGAGUGUUUUCCUCUCUCAGUAUUCUAGGUCCAAAAUGCAAAACCAUUUUAUAAGAGCAUUGUAAAUUGUAAAUGUUGUACAAAGUUAAAUAUAUUUGUUAUUGAUGUUUCCUAUUCCUAGUCUCCAGUUCCUUCGGCAGAACUGACAACUAAGGGAUAAAUGUCAGUACAUGGACAAACCUUAUUAAUAGAUUGUUUAUGGGUUGUACCUUUCCCCCAUGUAUGAGGGUUUCAAAGACAGUGACAGCAUAGUGCCAUAUUAAGUCAGAUACAUUAGCCAUGUAGGCCAGUAUUCAUCUGACAGUAGUAUGGAAGGACACUGGAGGAAACUAUUAAGGAUGUGAGCCCACCCCUUCUCAGCUCCCUUUAAUAACCUGUUAAGAAACUAUUCACUCAGUAAUUUACCUAAACACUUUUCGAACCUAUUACAUUUAUAGCCUAUAAGACUUUUUGAGGUAAUAUGUUCUAUAAAUUUACUAUCUGCUCUGUAA